Staurois parvus is the source of this 402-nucleotide messenger RNA. NCBI's taxonomy places the organism in Eukaryota, Metazoa, Chordata, Amphibia, Anura, Ranidae. The record is from the annotation of a GenBank genome assembly.
AUGCAGACUGCUUCUACAAACAUUUGUGAAAGAAUGGGUCACUUUCAGGAGCUCAGUGAAUUCAAGCGUGGUACCGUGAUAGGUUGCCACCUGUGCAAUAAGUCCAUCCGUGAAAUUUUCUUGCUACUAAAUAUUCCAUGGUCAACUGUUAAUGGUAUUAUAACAAAGUGGAAGAAACUAGGAACAGCAGCAACUCCACACAACGCCGCAAAGUGGUAGGCCAUGUAAAAUGACAGAGCGGGGUCAGCACAUGCUGAAGCGUACAGUGCGCAGAAGUCAGCAACUGUCUGCAGAGUCAAUAGCUUAAGACCUCCAAACUUCAGUGACCUUCAGUUUAGUACAACAGUGCGUAGAGCGCUUCAAGGAAUGGGGUUCCAUGGCCGAGCAGCUGCAUCCAAGCCU